Caenorhabditis bovis is the source of this 1437-nucleotide messenger RNA. Lineage: Eukaryota; Metazoa; Nematoda; Chromadorea; Rhabditida; Rhabditidae. The record is from the annotation of a GenBank genome assembly.
AUGGAUGCGCAACAACAUAUUCCGCAACAGGUGAAAAGUGCCGGCGGCGCAUCACGAAUUGCCCAAACUUCAAGGGUUCCCAGGAUGGUGUUUGCCGAGAUUGUUGGCACAUUGUCAUUUCUACAACCACAGGCGGAUGAUGACAUUUCGGAUCGUCUUCACUAUUAUUAUACAACCACAUUUUUGCUACUUACAGCUGUUUUAAUAUCGCUAAAAAUGUUUGGAGGACGGCCGAUCGAAUGUUGGUUACCUGCUGAAUACAAGAGCAGUUGGGAGGAUUACACUGAAAUGUAUUGUUGGGCAAGGAACACCUAUUUCACACCAUUCGAUGAAGAAAAUCUUCCAGAAGUUGUUGAUCGUGAUUAUACGAUGGUCUCUUAUUACCAAUGGGUCCCGUUUUUCCUAGUUGUUGUUGCUUUUAUGUUUUAUGCGCCAUGUUUAAUUUGGCGUCUUUUAUAUGACAAAUCUGGAAUUCGUCUAAAAGAUAUUAUGGCAUUCGCCAAUGACAAAGCUAAUGUGCAGCCAGCACAGCGUCGAGCAAAUAUCAAUGGUCUUUCGGUUCAUCUCUCUUCAAUAUUCCGCCAUCGAUUCCGCUUCGGCGCUUCUCAUCCGUAUCAUCAUAAAAUAUUCAAAUUUCUCAAUUUGCGCUAUUACGAGUCAUAUCUUUCUUAUCUCUAUUUGGUCAUCAAAUUUUUAUUCCUUUUUAAUGUUUUAUUCCAGAUGUACCUCAUGAGUCGAUUUUUGGAGUUGGAGCAGCGUCGAUACUAUGGAUAUGGUAUAUUCUACGACCUCGUGACCGGUGGCGGAUGGAAAGAGUCGAAAAACUUUCCAGUUGUCACAUACUGCGAUAUGCAAAUCAGAAUACUAGGGCAUGUUCAGAGACAUACAGUGCAAUGUGUUCUUGUAAUCAAUAUAUUCACUGAGAAGAUAUUUUUCAUUCUUUGGCUUUGGUACACAAUCUUGGCAUUUUUCUCAUUCGGUUCAAUUUUAACAUGGAUUUUCACAACGCUGCCUUUUGAGCAACGUCGAAAAUUUAUUGCUAGACGACUCGAAUUGGCUGACGUGAAUUUUGACAAGCAAAACUAUCGAAAUGAGCUAGACGAGUUUGUUCGCGAUUAUAUCAAAAUGGAUGGAAUAUUUGUGCUGAAAAUGAUAACUAUUCAUUCUGGUGUGUUGAUUUGCACAGAAGUCGUUGACACCAUGUGGGAUCAAUUCCUCAACGAACAAGGUCAUGAUGUGAUAGUGAAUUUGUUAGAGAAGAAAGACACACUUGAUGAUGAAGAGCGAGCUCCAUCAGCUAGUGGAUAUUCAAUAGAACAAGGUCGUAGGAAAACAUCCGUAUUUGCUCCAUUGGUUAGUCGUGAGGAUUUGACCGUCGAAUUGCCGAGUAAUCAAUUUCUACGACCUCCGAGCAGUCGAAUGAACUCGGUUCAAUAG